AUACGUGCGAGAAAAGAAAUCUCUUGUUACUGCACCGACAAGUCUCGAACCCACAUAGUUUCGGCUUCUUCGUAAAGAAGCUGGAAAAGAAAACCCCAAAGUACGCUACAACCAAAUGACCGCCACUAAAAUUAGUCAAAAAGCAAACAAAAGUAUGUGGCUCUCAAAUAUCUCGCGUUAAGAACGUGAUUUCUUUCUCUUUUUUUUUUUUGAAGAAUUUUAGGACAAAUUCUGAGGUGGGCUGUUGGAAAUCCGAACCCUGCAUCUCGUAACAUUGGUUAACGAGAUAAAAACAUGGGAGAGAACAAUUACGCUAAGGAAUUGGAUGUGGCUGUUCGAGUUGUUCACAUGGCUUGUUCUCUUUGCCAGCGAGUUCAAGAGGGCUUGGUUUCUUCGAUUGGUAAUGACCAUGUUAAGUCUAAAGAUGAUGAAUCUCUUGUUACUGUUGCAGAUUGGAGUGUUCAAGCAACAGUUAGCUUGAUGCUGUCAGAAUCUUUUAGCAAUCAAAAGGUGUCAAUAGUUGCUGAAGAAGAUGUUCAAACUCUCUCAAAGUCUGAUUCAGUAGGUUUGCUAACAGCUGUUGUGAACACUGUGAACGAAUGCUUAGCCGAAGCACCAAAAUAUGGUCUUCAGAGUCCCAAGGAAGCUCUUGGAACCUCACAAAUUCUUGAGGCCAUAAGCCGAUGCAACUCAACUGGGGGACGCACUGGAAGACAUUGGGUACUCGAUCCUGUCGAUGGAACAUUAGGAUUUGUGCGUGGGGAGCAAUAUGCUGUGGCUCUUGCAUUGAUAGAGGAGGGAAAAGUUCUGAUUGGAGUGCUCGGGUGCCCUAAUUACCCUCGGAAGAAAGAAUGGCUAAAUCAUCAUCAUCAGUCCUAUCAGAGCAUGCCAAAAAUAUCUGAUACUUCUGACACAUGGGAAAAAGGAUGCGUGCUAUAUGCACAGAGAGGCAGUGGUGAGGCAUGGAUGCAGCCGUUAAUACAUGGAAAUAAGAAACAUACGUGGUCAAAUUCUGCACAAAGAGUUCAAGUUUCUGCAAUUGAUGACCCAGCACUGGCAACCUUCUGUGAACCAGUGGAGAAAGCCAACACAAACCAUUCCUUCAGUGCUGGAGUUGCUCACAGCAUGGGGCUUAAAAAACAGCCCUUGCGUGUCCAUAGCAUGGUGAAAUAUGCAGCCAUAGCUCAAGGUGAUGCUGAGAUCUUUAUGAAAUUUGCUCAGUCAGGGUACAAAGAGAAGAUAUGGGAUCAUGCUGCUGGGGUUAUCAUUGUAGAAGAGGCUGGUGGUGUGGUAACUGAUGCUGGAGGCCACCCCCUGGACUUCUCAAGGGGUUUGUACUUAGAAGGUCUUGAUAGGGGCAUAGUUGCUUGCUCUGGGACCACCUUGCAUGAGAAGCUCAUUGGAGCUGUUUAUGCUAGCUGGGAGUCUUCGAAUCUCUGAAGCCUUCUGAAUAUUCAUGAUAUUCUGAUGCAACAUGAUUUACAUGCUCUUGCAAGGGGAAUGUAACUCAGUUUCUGUCACUUUUUCUGAUAAAGGUUCCUGUGUGUAUAUACUAUAUCAUCGCCGAGACAGUGUUUUUAUACUAUGCUGUCAGAGCGAAGCAACUUCGAGCAUCAGCUUGGGGAUUGGGGAUCGAAGCUGCUCAUCCAUGUUUUGUAUAAUGAUAAUUAGCUUUUCACAACUUUAUUCAUAUAGAAAUGUUCAAUAUAUCAUCAGCGGUAUCUCUACUAUGAUGAUUUAGAGCUGAUAGACAUUUGGCACAUUUUAACUUACAUUUCAAUGCAGAGCUGAGUGCUCCUGCAUCACUUCAUGAAUUUUUCCAAUUGAGAAAAUCCAAUAUUUAAAUAUGUGACUGUCUUGCAAGCUUACCGACUAAAAUGUAUGUUUUGCCCGUUGCUGAUGUUUAUACAAGCCUGUUUUUCUUACUCCCCCCUUAAUCACCUGUGGUUCUAGGCAA
Messenger RNA from Populus euphratica (Euphrates poplar), 1957 nucleotides. RefSeq names its product HAL2-like protein (gene HL). Gene Ontology annotation, molecular function: 3'(2'),5'-bisphosphate nucleotidase activity. The coding region runs from base 295 to 1440 and encodes 381 amino acids. Gene Ontology annotation, biological process: sulfate assimilation; phosphatidylinositol phosphate biosynthetic process. The record is from RefSeq and is a predicted model, not a curated record. The transcript has 4 exons. NCBI's taxonomy places the organism in Eukaryota, Viridiplantae, Streptophyta, Magnoliopsida, Malpighiales, Salicaceae.